UUCCCGCAGUUAAAUGCAAAAUUGCGAAUGAAUAUGCCGUCAAUACACCCUUGGGGAUUAUUCUAUAUUGGAAUUGUGUGUUUAAAUAUUUAACGAGUGAAACACACACACACACACAAUGCAGAUACAAUACACAUGAAUAUUACAAUAUAAAACAUUAAACAUGCUAAUGGUUAAUCCGCUUGGUCGGAGUCUCGUCAAAUGGUAACAACGUAUAUUGUUCACUAUUUAACAUAAGUACGUAUUUUAUGUUACGCAAGAGACACGCUGCCGUCGAAACCAAAUGUACACUAGAAAAAACGAAAACGAGCAGCUGGAAAACCUGCUCAGCCAAUAUUUUAAAACGAGAUCAUUUUUCCCGUAUGGAGCUGUCAAAGAUGAUAAAUCUAAAUUUGUCAAUGAUGGAUCUACGUACCGACAAAAUAGUCUUGUGCACCAGAAAUAUAGCAAGCUUAAAUCACCCAUAUUUGAAUUUAAUACGUUUUGCUCCAUGACCAGCUUGCAUGGCUUCUCUCAUUUUGUUGAAAACAAUUUUAAUAAGAUUGGAAAAUAUUUUUGGGCUAUUAUUUUAAUAUUCAUAUACAUAUUAUGUGGUGUGUCGAUUUACUUUUUAAUACGCAUGUUUUCGGAGAUGCCAGCAAUAAUAUCGUUGGACAACUCGGUUUCCUCGAUUUGGGCGAUCCCGUUUCCAGCAGUUACGGUGUGCAGCGCGAACCAAGUCCGCUCUUCCGUUUAUAACAGCUAUUCGGACAUUAACAUUACCGACUACGAAGACCAGUACGGGACUUCUAUACAUACGCUAUUAAAAUUUAUUCACAAUACACAUUUGUUUCGUUUAUGUGUUUUACUCGACAGAUUUAUUCAGAAUACAAUACACGGUGUUUGCGAAAAUAAUCCAAUAAAUAAAAAUUGGAAAUCGUACGAUGACUAUCUAGACGGUUCCUUUGUUUCGCAAGUUUUAAAGGAAAGUACUAUUAUUGUUAUUAUCUUACUUGUGUUGAGCGUUUUUAUUUUCUUCAAAUGUGCACAUUAUAUUGUAUUGGUAUAUUUAUUUAAUAGAGCACGGUUCGAGCAUGUGUAUGUAUUCAAAUAAUUUACAAAACAAAAACAUAAUACAUAAUGCGAUGAUGAGUUAUGAAUUUGCGAUAUAAUUCAAUGAUCUUAGCCGUCUCUAUAUUUUAUACACCUACUUCCUAAAUUUUCAUUAUAUACUUGUAUAAAAGGUUUAUUAAACUAAAAAUAAUUUACUCAGCAAUAAAUUAAAUGCAUCUCAAGAUUAUUUGUCGGUAUUAAAGUAUUAUAAUUAUAAUUAAUUAGGUACUAUAUUUACAAAAUUUAAAAUAUAUGUACCUAUAUCAUUAAGAGAAAUGAUUUUAUUUUCUUCGUUAACAAUUUAUAUGGGUAUUGCUGUUCAUUAUCUAUGAACGUAAAUGAAUUUUGAACUU
Aphis gossypii (cotton aphid) is the source of this 1445-nucleotide messenger RNA. RefSeq lists its product as uncharacterized. Gene Ontology annotation, cellular component: membrane. Gene Ontology annotation, molecular function: ligand-gated sodium channel activity. The transcript has 3 exons. The coding region runs from base 284 to 1093 and encodes 269 amino acids. Gene Ontology annotation, biological process: sodium ion transmembrane transport. Lineage: Eukaryota; Metazoa; Arthropoda; Insecta; Hemiptera; Aphididae. The record is from RefSeq and is a predicted model, not a curated record.